Messenger RNA from Salvelinus namaycush (lake trout), 2634 nucleotides. RefSeq names its product cytoplasmic dynein 1 intermediate chain 2-like. Lineage: Eukaryota; Metazoa; Chordata; Actinopteri; Salmoniformes; Salmonidae. The record is from RefSeq and is a predicted model, not a curated record. The coding region runs from base 77 to 1924 and encodes 615 amino acids. The transcript has 15 exons. Gene Ontology annotation, molecular function: dynein heavy chain binding; dynein light chain binding. Gene Ontology annotation, cellular component: cytoplasmic dynein complex. Gene Ontology annotation, biological process: transport along microtubule.
CACACACGCCAGCAGUUAGAUCUUCAAAACUCAUAUUGACUUCUCUUGUUCCCUCUCUCUCCCUCUCUCUUGUAGCAUGGCGGAUAAACAGGAUAAGAGUGAGCUGAAAGCAGAGCUGGAGAGGAAGAAACAGCGCCUGGCCCAGAUCCGAGAGGAAAAGAAGAGAAAAGAGGAGGAGAAGAACAAGAAGAAGGAUGGGUCUGACUCGAAGCGGGAAGGGGAAGGGGGUGGAGUCGGUGCAGCAGAUGACUCUUCUGACCUGGAGAAGAAGAGGAGAGAGGCUGAGGCUCUGCUGCAAAGCAUGGGGAUCACCCCUGAUAUACCCAACACCAAGUCAGUGGGCAGCGAUUCUGGAAGCCAGGACUCUGGAGAUGGAAACUCUAGGCGAGGUUUUAGGCUUGGCAUGGCAAAGGUGACCCAGGUGGAUUUCCCUCCAAAAGAGAUGGUGUCCUACUCCAAGGAGACACAGACCCCCGCCGAUACACAAACACACACCCAGGCUAAACCAGCAGAGGAGGAGGAGGAGGAAGAAGAGGAGGAGGAGAUGGUCGAUCCCAAGCCAGCAGAGGACUCCCAGGAGGAGAAAGCUGAUGAGGAGGAGAAGCAAGAAGAAGUCCCUCCCAAGGAGCUGACUGAAGAGGAGAAGAUGCACCUGCUCAACUCUGAGGAGUUCAUGACCUUCUUCGAUCGAGGGAGCAGGAUUGUAGAGCGGGCUCUCUCUGAGCGAGUGGACGUCUGCUUCGACUACAGUGGCCGAGACCUGGAGGACAAGGAGAGUGAGAUGCAGGCGGGGGCUAAGAUGUCUCUGAGUAGGGUGUUCUCUGACGAACGUUGGUCCAAGAACAGAGUGGUCACCUGUCUGGACUGGUCUCCUCAGUACCCUGAACUGCUGGUGGCCUCCUACAACAACAAUGAAGAUGCUCCUCAUGAGCCGGACGGAGUGGCUCUGGUCUGGAAUAUGAAGUAUAAGAAGACCACACCCGAAUACACCUUCCACUGCCAGUCUGCGGUGAUGUCAGCGGCAUUCGCCAGGUUCCAUCCUAACCUGAUUGUGGGUGGGACUUACUCAGGCCAGAUCGUCCUAUGGGACAACAGGAGCAACAAAAGAACAUCUGUACAGAGAACUCCCCUGUCUGCAUCCGCUCACACGCAUCCUGUGUACUGUGUGAACGUGGUCGGGACCCAAAACGCUCACAACCUCAUCAGCAUCUCUACUGACGGAAAGAUGUGUUCUUGGAACCUAGACAUGCUGUCUCAACCACAGGACAGUCUGGAGCUGGUGUUUAAGCAGUCUAAGGCAGUAUCAGUGACCUCCAUGGCGUUUCCUCUGGGUGAUGUCAACAACUUUGUGGUUGGGAGUGAAGAUGGAUCCGUCUACACCGCCUGCCGCCACGGGAGUAAGGCAGGCAUCAGUGAUGUGUUUGAGGGACACCACGGUCCAGUCACUGGACUGAGCUGUCACAGUGCCGGGGGUCCCGUGGAUUUCUCCCAUCUCUUCAUCUCUGCUUCCUUCGACUGGACUGUUAAGCUGUGGACCACCAAGAGUACUCGUCCUCUGUAUUUGUUUGAGGACAGCUGUGACUAUGUGUAUGAUGUCAUGUGGUCUCCCACUCACCCCGCCCUCUUCGCCUGUGUGGAUGGAUCAGGACGGCUGGACCUGUGGAACCUCAACAACGACACAGAGGUGCCCAGUGCCAGUGUGGUUGUGGAUGGGUCUCCUGCUCUGAACCGUGUGCGGUGGGCUCACUCAGGGAGAGAAAUCGCUACAGGAGACUCAGACGGGCAGGUGCUGGUCUACGACGUAGGAGAGCAAAUCUGUGUGCCCAAGGCAGAUGAGUGGACCCGUUUCGUGCGCACGCUCGUGGAGAUCAACGAGAGCCGAGACGAAGGAGAUGAGCUCGCCGCGCAGCGCCUACUCGCCUGAUCACCAUGGUUACUUUGGGGACCACGCCCCUCUUGCUUCCAAAUCCUCCCUCUGGUUGGAGCAGGUGUGAUGUCUAUCCCUCAGGGUUCUAGAAGGUCGACAGUGUUCUGUCCACCGCUCCAACUCAAGUCCUUUUCUAAAUAUGCAAAACGUACCUUUUUACUACUUUGUAUUUGUACAUUUUCUAGACGUAUGUAUGUUCCCUAUGGGCUGACGAUGUGUGUUAAACUGAUGGUGAAGAACAGAAAAAGAUCACCCAUGCUAUGCGCAUUCCAACCUUCAUAGACAAGGACAGCCAUGUCCUCAUAUUUUAGCAACAAUUUUAUUUAUCCAUGCAUUUAUCACAUUUGGUUACACACAUUUUAAACAUAUUACAUAUUUCUGCAGAUAACGUUUCUAAUAUCCCCUAACAUUAACACUACACCUAAACCCAAAAAUAAAAAAAUAAAGCUUUUUAAAUUAACUAAAACUAUUCUUCACGGCAAGUUAUGAACCAAAGUUUUUACUUUCUCUUUUGGUAAUGUACCUGUAUGUCUCUUAAUAGAAAAACAGUUUCGUUCUCCUUCCUGAAAGCAUGAAUAAUGAAAUCUUCCCACAUAUGAAGAUGUGGACGCAAGCAGAGCCAUAGAUACAGUACCUCUGGAAAGUAUUCAGACCCCUUGACUUUAUCCACAUUUUGUUACGUUACAGCAUUAUUCUAAAAUCUACAC